Molecule: messenger RNA, 1019 nt
Organism: Notothenia coriiceps (black rockcod)
Lineage: Eukaryota; Metazoa; Chordata; Actinopteri; Perciformes; Nototheniidae
Product: zinc finger CCCH domain-containing protein 14-like
Exons: 7
Coding region: 83-994 (303 amino acids)
Biological process (GO): regulation of mRNA stability
Cellular component (GO): nucleus; cytoplasm
Molecular function (GO): poly(A) binding
Source: RefSeq, a predicted model, not a curated record
GUCCCUUUUGGUUAACGGAUAAACUGUAAAAAAAAAACAGUUGUUCCUUUUAAAACUUACUCAGUUAAAUAAAAGGACAAGCAUGGAGAUUGGGACAGAGAUCAGCAAGAAAAUAAGAGCUGCUAUCAAGGGCAAGCUUCAAGAGCUCGGUGCAUAUAUUGAUGAAGAGCUUCCUGAUUAUAUCAUGGUGAUGGUAGCAAACAAGAAAACCUCGCAGCAGAUGGCGGACGACCUAUCCCUUUUUCUUGGCAACAACACUAGUAAAUUCACAAUAUGGCUACAGGGUGUCCUCGAGAAGUUAAGAACGGUUGCAGCCGAGCCUGCCUCCCUCAGCACACCAGUGCCUCAGUCGGACAGUGGUGCUGUGGCUGUGAGAAGCCGGUCGUCUUUGACUGAGGAAGUCAGAGCAGAGGAGUUAAAGCUGCUGAUGGUGUCCAGCUCCCACUCUGAUAGGACUGAAGCACGCGUGUCCAGCUCCGCUCAUGAAAGCAGGAGAAGCAGCUUGGAGAAGAGUUCUUCUCGUCUAACCUCCACUGUGAAGCCCCUCAUGGAGCCGCUCCCCUUAGAUGCCAUUAUUGACAUCAAACCUGACAUGGAUUAUGACCUCAUCGCUGAGGAACCUGUAGAAAUCGCCACCAGCCAUGGACGACCACGCGGGGCACCUAGCAGACCCACAGCAGAAAUCUACCGACCGGGUCAGAGCAAGUAUUCAUCAGUUAGCUCUGCAGACUCGUGUCGGCCCUCAGAAGGAUCCUCUCACUACAGACAGCAGGACAGCAGAAGCAGCAGAUCAUCCAGAACCGGAUCCAGUAGGGAGGAGUUGUCACGGAAGCGUAAGGCGCCUGUAGCGAGUUCUGUGGUGCGGGUGAACAGAGUGGCAGAUGAAGACAGCGAUGACAUGGAAGAGGAGGAUACAGGCUAUGGAGGCAGAGGCCUAUCCAGUAGAGUGUCCCUACCAUCCAAACCAGAACGCAAGUCAGUGUCAACCAAAUGAAAUACCAAGAUUGUAAUUCAUUAAU